AUGGCGGGAAUGCUAAAAGGUUGGAAAGGAAAACUUCUGGCAAGACCUGGGUGGCUUGCUCUUGUGAACUCUGUCCUGACUUCUAUGGCAACCUUCUUCCUCAUCUGCUUUGCCGCCAACAAACGGGUGAUCAAGAGAAUGGAUAAGAUCCGAAGGAACUUCCCGUGGAGUGAUGAAGAGGAAUGCAAAAUCAUGGUGGUCUCGAGAUUAAGGACAUUGAGCUUUUUAGUCGAGCUCUACGGCUGUGUUAAGCAUGAUUAUAAGGGAGAUGCUCUUAUCCUGUUCGAUCGAGAUGCACCACAAGUUGAGCCUCCUCCACCACCUACGGAAGGGCGCAUCGAGAUUGUUAUCAACAAGGAUAUCAUCCGAACACUUGACCUAUCGCCCGUCCAAGAAGCACUCGGCAACCUGAAUUCCUUGACGACAGCUCAAUCAAGAAAUCUGUUGGACAGAACCGUCGGUUUCACAAUAAACUAUGAGAGAGAGGAUCCAUACGAUACGAGAGAACUGUCGGAGUUCCCAGACGUGAGGCUAUGGUUUGUGAGGCUCGAUGCCUCCUACCCCUGGUUUCCGGUGGUGCUUGACUGGAGAGCCGGUGAGCUCGCCAGGUACGCUGCAAUGCUGGUCCCUCACCAGAUGAGCAUGCGUCAUGGUGUAGUCUUCAACCCGGAGGCGCUGGAGCUGUUUGGGAUGAAGAAAGUGUUCCUCGUCUACUCGUGGCUGAAGCAGCAGAACCAUGCCAAGCCCAGGUUGAAGACGGGCGACAUGUCCAAGAUGCUCGGUUUCGGCAUCGGAGAUGAGUUGUUUGAUUUGAUCGAGAAGUAUCCUGUUGAUGAACUCUAG
Messenger RNA from Triticum turgidum subsp. durum (durum wheat), 843 nucleotides. The record is from the annotation of a GenBank genome assembly. NCBI's taxonomy places the organism in Eukaryota, Viridiplantae, Streptophyta, Magnoliopsida, Poales, Poaceae.